Fonsecaea erecta is the source of this 2166-nucleotide messenger RNA. RefSeq lists its product as hypothetical. NCBI's taxonomy places the organism in Eukaryota, Fungi, Ascomycota, Eurotiomycetes, Chaetothyriales, Herpotrichiellaceae. The transcript is spliced from 2 exons. The record is from RefSeq and is a predicted model, not a curated record. Gene Ontology annotation, cellular component: nuclear pre-replicative complex; nuclear origin of replication recognition complex; DNA replication preinitiation complex. The coding region runs from base 1 to 2166 and encodes 721 amino acids. Gene Ontology annotation, molecular function: DNA replication origin binding. Gene Ontology annotation, biological process: DNA replication initiation; DNA replication.
AUGGACGAUGAAGCCCACACGAGCUGCUACAUCUUCAAGCCUAGGAACCAAGAGACCGAAGAGAUCGAUCCGAGACCGCAGAAGAGGCGGAAGUUGAGCAAAGUCCCAUCGAAGAGUGCACCCCAAGAGGAAUACUCAUGGCCACGAGUACUGAACGGGCAAGAACCUCAAGACGCGGCCAGACUCCGCAAACAGCAGUUCGAGACAGUAUGGGCCCAACAACAGAAGAAAAUCGACAGCAUUGUCGAUGUGGUCGAUGAAGGGUUUGUGGAGCCUGUUAUCAGGUUUGUGCGUACCCAGAAUGCAGAAAGUCUUCGGGAGCAUAAGAGACUGAAGACUGCGUUGCUGGCCGUGGGCCCAAGCACGAACCAUCACCACGACCUUCACAAGACAUGGAGACGCAAAAUCACACGGGACGGACUCAGCGGAGAGGAGUUGCUCGUCAUGCUGCAGCCGGCGCACUGUCCAAACAUGCAGACCGCGCUGAAGAACGUGGUCAGAUCGGCGAUUUCUGGACGAGAAGGGGCAGAGAAGUACACAGAGUUCCUGAACGAGCACAAAUCCAUGGUGCCCAUGUCCUUCGACCUGGAAUUGCUCCAGCGGUACGUUCGACGCCAUCGCAUCGAGCGAGUAGUCAUCUCCGUCAUGGAUGCCGAAGGAUUUGACACCGUUGUCCUGUCUGAAUUGAUCUCGACUUUCCAGUCCUGGUCAGACAGGAUUCCGACUAUUCUUCUCAUCGGUAUUUCGACCACCGUGGAACUCUUUGAGUCUCGGCUAUCUCGACUGACGGUUUCCAUGCUCGACGCCCAAAUAUUCGAACCGAGCCCAGACUUCAGUCGGGGAGAUCGCCUGUUUGACCUGUACACGACAAUUCAACAUGGUGAAGAUGCGGAAGUGUUUCUGGGCCAGUCGGUCGUCAGCGUGCUGGCAGCAUCGGCCGAAGACCAAAGCACUACACCAGCAACAUUCGCUCGGGCCGUCAAGUACGCUCACAUGUCUCACUUCUUCGCGAAUCCUCUCUCGCUGCUGUCCAUCGAGAGCAGGACGACGUCACCGGUAUGGAGCCCGGUGCUGUGCCAAGCCAUCCGCAACCUCGCGAGCUUCAAGUCGUACUGCGAAGCGCUGGCCAAGGGCGACAGGACUGAGCGAGAGGCCGCCCGGCGCCUGCUUACGUCCGACGAGGAACUUCAGAAGGCAGCCGUCCAAGCAAUCGAGUCAGGAAAACGGAGAAUGCGUUCAUGUUUGUCCGCUAUCUCAACCCUGAGAUUCAUCUACCACUGCACGUUCAGGCUCGAAGCGUACACCACCUGGGAGAGCGAAUUGCAUCUCCUGAAUUCCCUCCCUGACCUAACCCGCUCAGAAAUCUUCGAAGCCAUUGAGGACCAACUCAAAAGCCUGCCGUUUGAGACACUAGUCGCCCGACUGCUCGAGGACUCUGCGCCAGGACUGGAGGAUCUGCGGGACUACCACCGGUCCUUUGCAGAAGUACCCGACUCAGAGUCAGAGUCAGAGCCAGGGUCAGGCGCUGGUGCGAGCAGUUCUGGCGCGGAAACAGUCAUCACCGUCCUGCGGCGGUACCUUGAGAGCCGGACGUCGUCACCCUCGCCGCCAUCGUCACGUUCCGACGACGGUGUCAAUCCCUUCCGCCAAUUUAUGGCCGAGGCCCAUACCCUGACGCAAAAGUCCCCUCUGUCGCAGACCAUCCACCCUCGCCCGCGCCACUGCGUCGAGCGUGCCCUGACCCGGCCCGCGGACUACCUUGGCUGCGCAUGCUGCGCGGCUCACGGCAGGGGUGCCGGCGACGUCGUCGGGAACAGGGCGAGCCUCCCGCCCACGAGCCUCUUGCUGAGCAUGCUCAACGAAGCGGGCGCGGUGGUCAACGUGCGGGACCUGUGGGACGCGUUUCGGGACACGCUCUCGUCUCACCACCGCGCUGACGAAGAUGACAGUGAUGACGACAACGACGACGACAAUAACGAUAAUGAGAACGAGACCGAGAACGAGAACAAAGACGACAAGAGCAGUAGCAGCAGCAGUGCUGAGAGGCAGACCCUGGCCCUGUUCUACCGUGCGCUCGCCGACCUGCGCCACUUGGGCCUGAUCAAGCAGAGCAAGCGCAAGCCUGGAGUGGAAUGCAUCGCAAAGACGGCGUGGAUGGGACUCUGA